AUGAAGUUCUCGACUCUCUUCUCGCCGGUUGCUCUGGCUGCCCUGGUGCAGGCCCAGAGCAAAGGUACAGCCUUUGGUUUCGCUGCUGGAACCACUGGCGGAGGUACAGCCACUCCGGUCUAUCCCACUACCAAUGACCAGCUAGUUGGGUAUUUGACUGACUCUUCGGCUCGUGUGAUCAUGAUUGACCGUACUUUUGACUUCCGGUCCUCUGCGGGCACCACCACCACCAACUGCUGCAGUGAUGAUAGAACCACCAAGUGUCCUGGCGGAACGUCCCAAGGACAGCUUUGGAUCCAGGACACUUGCGACAGUGGUACCUGGGUGUCCUGCACUUAUAACAAUGCACCCAGGACCCCAAUUGACGUUAAGAGCAACAAGUCUCUUGUUGGUGUCGGAACCAAGGGUAUCAUCAGGGGCAAGGGCCUUCGUCUCCGCGGCGGCGUUAGCAAUAUCAUUAUUCAGAACAUUCAUUUCACAGAACUGAACCCUCAAUUCGUCUGGGGUGGCGAUGCCAUCACCCUUGAUGGCACUGACAAAGUGUGGAUCGACCACAAUAAGUUCUCGCUUAUAGGAAGGCAGAUGAUUGUUUCCGGCUGGGGAGCCGCUGGUCACGUCACCAUUUCGGACAACGAGUUUGAUGGCAGAUCUACAUGGUCAGCUGGUUGCAACGGCAAGCAUUACUGGACAGCCUUAUUGAUAGGCCUGAAGGACUGGUACACCCUCUCCGGCAACUAUUUCCAUGAUCUCUCUGGCCGCGCUCCUCACAUUGGAACAACCGCUACUGCUUCUGCGAUCGUAAUGCACGCCGUCAACAACUACUUUGAGAACAUUGGCGGUCAUGCUUUCGAUGUGGAUAACAACGUCGAUCUCCUGAUCGAAGGAAACUACUUCCAAACAGUGACCACUCCGAUCACGUCCGCCAGCUACACCAACGGCGGCCGCAUCUAUUAUAUCCAGACCGUCGCUGAAGCCUCGAACGCUUCAGGUCAGCUUGGCUAUAUCCCUGAGUGGAACCGGGGAUCCGGCUCAGGGACGAGUAGCACACUCGCCAACACCAAUGCUCUUUCUGUUCUGGGCCAGUACAAGAGCGCCAUUACGUGGAGUCACUGGGCUGUUGCUGAUGUCCCUGCUAACGUCAAGUCGAUUGCUGGAAUUGGGAAGAUCGGCAAUUAG
Molecule: messenger RNA, 1176 nt
Organism: Clonostachys rhizophaga
Lineage: Eukaryota; Fungi; Ascomycota; Sordariomycetes; Hypocreales; Bionectriaceae
Source: the annotation of a GenBank genome assembly